AUGAUUAACACGAUUCUUCUCGUUGCCGGCCUGGCUGUCCAAGCACUUUCAGCACCUUUGCCACAACGACUUCUGCCCAGAGCGGAAGUAAGGCCCAAGGUCAAAAGCACAAACUAUGCGGCCAAUGUAACAGAUCCCUCAUUAAGCCGCGACUCGUGCGGGUCAUCGCGAGUAGGCGGCCGAGCACUGUGGACUUGCAGAGACACCACUCUGUACGACGCUGGCAAGGACGAGUGCAGUUUGCCACUCGUCACCAACACUGCAAGCUGGACGAACAUGGACAUGACCAAAGGCGGGCCUCACUUUGAGACGGGAGCUGUCGGCGCUGGUUCGUCUGGAUCGAACAACAUCUUGAAGAUGUACGGGAACAACGCAUACAGCUUGAACACGUACUUCCAAGUGCUAGAAGAUGAAUGUCCUACGAAUGGCGUUUGCCCCGAUAGCAGCCGAUGGGCGAUAUGGCCGGACCAGCCGCCCGUCAUUACUGACUCUGCAAUGGACGGGGGCGCGACCGGCUAUACCUGGAUUGCCAAAUCCCACUUGCGGGAGUUGACCAGCCUGAACGCUGAGCCAGCCCAUACACUGUACAAAACAUCGUAUACUCCAGGCUUAGACCCCAACGCCCUGCCCACCGUCAGCGUCGUGGAUUCUCAAUUCUGGAAAGAAGGCGAGAUCGGUUUCGGUCAAUACGGCAGCGUCGUCCGCGACAAUACCCUCUACCUCUACGGACAAACGGACGCAAGCAAAGGCACUGUCCUGGCCAAAGUCCCGACCUCCUCUGUCGAAGACCGCUCUACCUACCAAUACCACGUCAACGGCGCCUGGACGUCCACCAUGCCAGGCAUCAACGACACCUCUGCCAUCAUCCCCAACGCCGGCGCCGGCGGCCAAGGCACUUUCUACUACUCCACCGCCUACCAAUCCUACAUCUGGAUUGGCCAACAAGCCAUCUCCGCCUCCGCCGACUUCUACAUGUCCACCGCUCCAGCACCCGAGGGGCCAUGGAUUGAGCCGUAUCUCAUCUUCCAGGGCAAGAAUGGGGAUGAUCCCAUCGGUGGAUACAGUCUGCAAGCACAUCCGGCGCUGUUGCCCAGCGGGGAUGCCAGUGAGAAAGGAAUUUACAUCAGUUGGACGCAGCAGUUUGAGAAAGAGAGCUAUGGAGCGGUUUAUAACACGCCGUUGGUUUGGGUGGAGUUUGAAUAG
Molecule: messenger RNA, 1203 nt
Organism: Zasmidium cellare ATCC 36951
Lineage: Eukaryota; Fungi; Ascomycota; Dothideomycetes; Mycosphaerellales; Mycosphaerellaceae
Exons: 1
Coding region: 1-1203 (400 amino acids)
Source: RefSeq, a predicted model, not a curated record